AUGCCUGCUGCUGCUGCUGGUCUCACCACCAAGUCAGAGUCCCCUCCGGAAGCUUUGAGUGGCGAUCAAGAGUCAGCAGGACUGAAGCUCUCAGUGUCUGUGGAAAGCAUCGUCGGAUUGAUGUCUUCCCAUACCACUUUUGUGGAGCUCGAUCUCAGCUCCAUUGGGGCAGAGGAGCAGUCCCUCGUUGUUCGAUCAGAGGCUCUAGGGAAGGCGGAAGAGAGGCCCUCGAGGCUGGGUAUUGGUCAGUCGGGCUGGACCUUCAACCAGCAACAGGCUGGUGAUGGAGAUGAGGGGCCUACGUCACAAUGGGUGGUCAACGUGAGCAUGGACGACACCAUUCACACGAAGAUCUGCCUCGGCAUGCUUCGCCUGCGCCUGCUCGAUGCGGACCGAGAUGGGGCUGUUGUAGCUAGUGGGCAGGUUCCUCUACGCAGCCUUCUGCAUGGGACUUGCGCGUCGGAAGGUCACUACCCACUCAUUCUAGCUGCUGAGUACCUCGACAAGGCCUCAGAGGAGGAGGGCCUCGGGGCUGUACCAAGAGACGUGGAGGACUUCCCCGAGGAUUGGCGAGUCGUAACACUGCACGUCCAUGGCAUGUACAACCUACCCAAGCCUCUCCUUGAACUUAGUGGUGGUGACCAAGUGGUAGAGGAGGCCUCCUGCUAUGUGGAUGGAUCCUAUCCAUUAGAAUAUGCUGUCAACCUGAGGGGUAUGCAGUUGAGGAGCGGCAAGCUGUAUAGGUGGGCUGUCCCUGCUGCUGGGGAUGACCAUGCAGAGGAUGGCGGGGAAGAAGCACUGGCCUAUGGUGUAGCAGACGUUCGUGUGGGCGCCGAUGAAUUUAGGAAUAAGAUGGAAGCCCUUGGUUAUCCUGCUGGUCCGCUUGCCAUAAGGGCCUUGUUCGAGACUUUGGCUGAUGAUGAGCCCCAAGAGCGUCGCUGCGUCACCAAGGCUUGCGUCGAUAGGGCGUUUUCGAAGAAAGAUGGUAUGGAGGGGAUGGUGGAGGCAGUAGAGGUGGCUGGACGACUCCAGAAGGUAUUCGGAGCGCCCGAGGAAGCAUUGGCCGGAGUACUGGGGAGUGGGCAGCCUGGACCUGCGAAUGGGAUCGUCACUAAGGAGCAGCUCGCGGCGUGGUUACAACAGACCGAUGUGGGACCAGGAGAGGAAGUAUUGGAGGAGACGAAUUCUAGUGGGGAUGGGAAGAGCCUGGCUGAUCGCGUCUUUGACUUCCUGGGAGUAACUGAGGCGGAUAGAGGUUUGGAUGUGUAUCAUAUCACGGUUAUGUAUCUAUACAGGCGAGUCGAAAUGGUCAAGAAGGCCGAGGCCCUACGUGACGUCUGUGUGGCCCAUAGCGGUAGCCUCGGAAAGGCCUUCGAGAUUAUGGGCUCAGAAGAGAGUGUGGAUAUUCAUGAAUUCAUAGCCUACAUGGAGGCCGCUUCGUCGGGGCCGGCGGCGGCUAGCACCGAUGAGUUGGAGUAUAUCUUCCACUGGCUAGACAGUGAUGGGGAUGGCUAUGUGUCGGCUGGGGACAUGUUGAUGUUGGAGGACUUGGAUGUAUCACUCCUCCUAAUGCUCGCGUCUGAGGUUAUAUCCCAAUAUCAGGCAUUGGAAGCACUCCUCCAUAUCAAGGCUGUGGCUGUGGAGUUGAACACCAACGAGGAUGGGAAGGGGCGGACCCUUGAGGACAUACUGCUCAGCAGUGGCUCAGCAGCAGGUGGCAUCACCGGAAGGCAUAUCCUCAAUUUCCUUUCUCUUGGAUACCAGAGUGUUGUCGAUGAUAUGAUGGUGGAGGGUAUGGCAAAGCUCGAUGUUGUUGGGAUAUGCAAAGUCGUUGAUGGUUUCCGCCCCUGGGCCCUGGAGAGAUUCAAUACGACCGACGACUUCCUGCUGUGUCUGGCCAAGGGCAUGGCGGCAGAGGCAGAUCAGCCAGGAAGAGAUCCCUUCGUAAAGUGGGGCUCCAACCCUACAGUCGCGGCAUAUGAGGGUCGUCGGUUCCUCGAAGUAGUCCGAGCCCUGCACUGUGGCUCCACGAGGCAUGCAGAGGACCAGUGGGUCCACAUAGACAUCAGCGUGCCGGAGGUUUCCUUAGAGAAGGAGGGCCGGAAGAAAAAAGGCGGCCAGAAGAGUGUUGGCGCUGGUAGCAGCAACGUGGAAAGUAUGAAGAGUCUGGCGGAGCGGUACCGAGGGAAGGCCCGCAUCCCCCUGGGGAGGUUGGCAACGGUCUCAGCAAUAGAGGGGACGACCCUCGUUGUGACGGGGGAUCCGCAAGGAUCAUGCGACAGCAACAAGGAGGAGGGCGGGGAGGGUCUGCCCACGUAUGAGACCACAGGGACGUUCAUUCGCUACAGCCUAUCGGUGGACCGCCCUGUGGAUGCUCUGGACACUAGGGAGUACAUCGUUCCUGAGCUGGCCGAGGAGCCCCGAGAGCUGAGUUUGCAGCAGGAGUGCAUUGAGGAGAUUGCCGCUUCUAUCGAUGAACAUUUACUGCCGGGCAUUUUAUCUUUACAGAGCGACGGAGAGGCACAGGAAAGUCGUGUCGCCGCUGAGGCCCUCAUGAAUGACGUUCGUUCUGUGGUCUCGAAGCUCGCGGCCCGUGGUGCCCAGCGAAGCAGAGACAGACAUCUCGCCGCUGCCGCUCCCUGUGUGUGGAAGGAGUACGUACCCUCCAGUGAGUUGUUCAUGGAGAGCAUGGGACUGGCGGACCGGGCGCUUGAGGCGGUGCUAAUGAGUCGAUCGAUGAGCCGCGAUGAGGAGUGCUGGAGGCCAAGGGAAGCUCGAGACACUGCUGGAGAGGAGAAGCUCAGGAGGGACUUAUCUGCACGCUACGCCCGGUUGUCUUUCGAAGCUGAGACCAAUGGCUGGCCCGAUCGGGCGAUGUUGUUCUUCGAGAAAAGGCUAGAGCUGGACAUGGAUGAUCCACAGCUAUGGUUCCGGUACGCCCGACUGCUUUGUCGGGUGGCCUCCACCUAUGGCGGCCCAGAGGGGCAUAAGACCAUCAGGAAAAUUAAGGCUAUUUCGGCCUUACAGCGCUGCUUGGCUCUGUGUGGUCUCUCUGGCACGCUUGCGCACAUCCCCGCUGACCCCAGUGUGCGACGACGGGUGCCGGUGCCUGCUUUAACGGCUCUUGCGGUCCUCCUGGCGGACCAGGGCGAGGUCGAUGCGGCAUUGAGAGUCUUCUCGUUCAUACUGAGGCUUGGUGAACACCAACGAUGCCCGAAGGGGACCUUCCUCCUGCUCGCUUUGGUUCUACACCAAAUCGAUCAGUGGCGACUGAGGGAUAAGUACCUCAAGCUGGCGGCUGUGGAUGCCACAGGGGACGCUGAGCAGGGCGAGACGGAUAGGACCGAGGGAGGUGUUCAGGACGAUGCUGAUGAGGAAGACGGAGGAGCUGAGCCUAGUUGCGAUGCUGAUGGGAUGCCAAUGAGACCGAAGACCUCUGGAUUGCCCGUGAGAGACCUCCCCGUGCUGGACGUCAUCAGAGAGCUUAUCGCCCUGGGCUUGGGGGAGAUGACUCAGUCCAUCCUGGCCCUUAUAGACGAAGGGAAUUUCCAACUGGCUGUUGACAUUGUGGAGAAGCUAAUCCUUGGGGAUAGCGACCGGGAUCAGGCAGGGUGGCUCUACCGGGGGGAAUGUUACUUCAGACUGGGGAGGAAAGGGGAUGCGUUGGAUUCCUUCCAGAAGGCAACUCGAACCUUCACAAGUCCACCGGAGGACUCGAUUGUAUACCUCCGAAUGGGGACUCUCUAUAGCGAGUUAGGUCAGCUCACAGAGGCAUCGGAGGCGUUCAGGACGAGUCUCACAUAUGAGCAAACGUCCCUGGCGUGGCUAGGCUUGGCCCAAGUGGAACGCAAACGAUGCAAGUCGUCGCUGAGCCUCCUCAAAGCCGCCAAUGCUCUCGAUCCGUAUCGAGCCGGGGUAUGGGCCGACCUGUGUGUCGAGUUGCUGAGGAGCGACGAUGCUGUCGGCGCGGCUAAGGCCUUGCAAGCCUUCAUGAGAACCUCUUGUAUGGUGGUCGGCACUGUGGACCGUAGGGCUGAGAUAGAGUCCUUGUCUGGGGAAGUCCGCUGCUUGGACUCUCUCACCGAGCUUGUUGAUGGCUUGUUGGGUCACGGGAAGUUCGCAAAGGAGGCCGAGAACCUCAUCCGACUGUAUCAGCGUCGUGGUGUCACUGGUGUUGCGAAGUCUUUUAGAGUGACCGAACUGCUCGCUAGAAGCCUGGCUCAGCAAGGAAAGUGGAAAGAGGCCUGCGCCGAGCUUGAGGAAGCCGCCAGGAAAGCAAAAGUCAGUGAGUGA
Messenger RNA from Perkinsus marinus ATCC 50983, 4293 nucleotides. RefSeq lists its product as hypothetical. The transcript is spliced from 42 exons. The record is from RefSeq and is a predicted model, not a curated record. Gene Ontology annotation, biological process: cilium assembly; cilium movement. NCBI's taxonomy places the organism in Eukaryota, Perkinsozoa, Perkinsida, Perkinsidae. Gene Ontology annotation, cellular component: extracellular exosome; motile cilium. Gene Ontology annotation, molecular function: identical protein binding. The coding region runs from base 1 to 4293 and encodes 1430 amino acids.